Molecule: messenger RNA, 1156 nt
Organism: Oncorhynchus masou masou (cherry salmon)
Lineage: Eukaryota; Metazoa; Chordata; Actinopteri; Salmoniformes; Salmonidae
Product: pre-mRNA-splicing factor 38A
Exons: 10
Coding region: 83-1012 (309 amino acids)
Cellular component (GO): precatalytic spliceosome
Source: RefSeq, a predicted model, not a curated record
ACACGGGAAGAUAUACAGCAACUUCUAAUGCGAAUUCGUUUCCCACAGCAACUCAUUUUUAAUUCUGGUUUGAGCAGUAGAAAUGGCAAAUAGGACUGUUAAAGAUGCAAACAGUAUACAUGGAACAAAUCCACAAUACUUGGUAGAGAAAAUUAUUCGUACUCGAAUUUAUGAAUCAAAAUAUUGGAAAGAAGAAUGCUUUGGACUGACUGCCGAACUUGUCGUUGACAAAGCCAUGGCGUUGAAGUUUGUCGGAGGAGUCUAUGGAGGAAAUAUCAAACCUACACCGUUCCUGUGUCUCACUCUGAAGAUGCUACAGAUUCAGCCAGAAAAAGACAUCAUUGUAGAAUUCAUCAAGAAUGAGGAUUUCAAGUAUGUCCGCUUGCUAGGGGCAAUGUACAUGAGGUUGACUGGGACAUCAGUGGAUUGCUACAAAUACCUGGAACCACUGUACAACGACUACCGAAAAAUCAAGAGUCAGAACCGAAAUGGAGAGUUUGAGCUGCAACAUGUAGAUGAGUUCAUUGAUGAACUGCUACACUCUGAGAGAAUGUGUGACAUCAUCCUUCCCAGGCUUCAGAAAAGACAGGUCCUUGAGGAGGCGGAGUUAUUAGACACACGCAUCAGCGCCCUAGAAGAGGACCUGGAUGAAGUGGAGACCAGUGACGAGGAAGACGAGGAAGAGGAAAAGCCAGAGAGAGUUCAGACCCCAGAGCCCCACAGACGGAGUUACCGGGACAACGACCGCCCUCGCCGUUCGCCCUCUCCACGCUACAGACGCAGCCGUUCACCCAGACGGAGGAGCAGAUCACCCAAGAGACGAAGCCCAUCCCCCAGACGAGAACGCCACCGCAGCAAAAGUCCCCGUCGCCACCGCAGCCGCUCCCGAGAGAGACGUCACCGCUCAAAGUCCCCAGGCCAUCACAGAAGCCACAGGCAUCGCAGUCACUCCAAAUCCCCAGAGAGGAGUUCAAAAAAGAGCCACAAGAAGAGUCGAAGAGGAAACGAGUGACCCAUUUUUGUAUUUUGUUCUCUUGGACAUUUCCUCUUUUUGACUUGGAAGUUGUGGCAAAAUGUUUACGUCUGUGUAUGGAAUCACUGGUAUUUUGUAUUUAAUUUUGGAAACUGAUUGCAUUUAAAAAAUAUUUUCAGACCA